Saprolegnia diclina VS20 is the source of this 207-nucleotide messenger RNA. RefSeq lists its product as hypothetical. NCBI's taxonomy places the organism in Eukaryota, Oomycota, Saprolegniomycetes, Saprolegniales, Saprolegniaceae. The record is from RefSeq and is a predicted model, not a curated record. The transcript has a single exon. Bases 1 to 207 code for a protein of 68 amino acids.
AUGGCCGACACGACGAUCGAGUAUGGGGCCGCCUUUGCGCCCAUCACGAUGGAGAACGAAGAGCGCUUUACGGGGCCGCUCAUGAACUACUACGCGGCCGAGGCCCGCGACGAGUGCUCUGACUCGGAAGAUAGCCUCUACUGCGCCGCCCUCGCCGCGGCCUUUGGCCCGGCACCGACCCUACCCAUGUAUUACAGCUUCUUGUAA